Messenger RNA from Triplophysa rosa, 8374 nucleotides. It is a transcript of the gene dlgap1b, whose product is annotated as discs, large (Drosophila) homolog-associated protein 1b. The record is from RefSeq and is a predicted model, not a curated record. The transcript is spliced from 13 exons. Bases 474 to 3536 code for a protein of 1020 amino acids. Lineage: Eukaryota; Metazoa; Chordata; Actinopteri; Cypriniformes; Nemacheilidae. Gene Ontology annotation, molecular function: molecular adaptor activity. Gene Ontology annotation, cellular component: postsynaptic specialization; glutamatergic synapse. Gene Ontology annotation, biological process: signaling.
UGCCCCGCUCCGCUGAUUCAGUGUGCGUGAGAGAGAGAGAGAUGCGGCAGCAGGCUUGUGCAGACGGUGAAGCGCACGGCACAAGAACUCGGCGGUAGGGGGACCUCCUAUCCACCAAACACCGGGCUUUAAUUCCGUUCACACUGUGAGACCACAGAGUCCAGCACUGAGAUUCACGCACCGUUACGGAUAUAUCGCUCUUGCAAUCUGAUUUCUGGAUAUUCAUCUUCGGCUCGAGGCUCUCCAGAACAAGAGGCUCUGCCAUGGUUCUGCCACAAGACCAAGAAAGACAUGACAAGAAGAGGCAGAACCAUGACAAUAUUUGCUUCUGUAUAAGCUAAUGAAACGUGAGACAGACGUCCUGCAUGGAGGACAGGAGGGAGGAAUUAAACACACGGAGGAAAAGAAUGAGUAAAGAGAGAGAGUAAAGCAGUAGGCUCAGAGUGUGUGGAGAGGCUGCGAGAGGAUUCAGGAUGACGAUGAAAGGCUUGUCCUCCAGUCGCAGUCACCACCACACACUCACGCACUGCGACCCCUCCUAUGACUCUCUGACCCUCCGCCAUGACCGACACCCCUGCGUGUUCAGCCCCGCCCCCUCAAAUGACCACGCCUACUACAGGUGCCAAUCUGACCUGGCGAGCAGUACGUUUCCGAGGCGACAUCACUCGCUUCACAAACUGAAGGACGAAUGCGCAAUAGUCCCCUAUGUUGGACCAGGGGGCGUGGUCGGGGGGAGUGGGUGUGGCCCAUGUAGCUCAUCCAGCAUACCCCCGUUGCUUCAGGAAAGGUUUGACCAGCAGCAACCAAUGAGGAAAGAUGGCUAUCACACAUUGCAAUACAAACGCACAGCGGCACUUGAGCACCAACGCAGUGACAGUCCUGGGCGUAUACGUCACCUCGUUCACUCCGUCCAAAAGCUGUUCACCAAGUCUCAUUCCCUGGAAGGUCCCAGCCAACGCACCCUCAACGGCAACGACCCCGCCAUCCCAGCCGACGCUAUGGCAACUGCUGCUUCCCACCCUAACGUCUCCACAUCUACCAUAGGCACCCUCCACAAGACUUCGAGCAACAAACGGGGCAAGAGCAAGGAAAGGAGUCGCUCCGAGCCCAAACCCCGCGCGCGCACACCCGGCUCGGGUUACUGGAGCUCGGACGACACAUUGGACAGAGCGAUCUGCCUGUACCACCAGCAUCAACCUUCUGGAGUUAUGACCAUGGGUCGCCGUCCAGACAAAUCUCAGUCUCACUGUUUCCUAGGCCAGAGCUACAACACGCUAGGAGGUGGUCGCUCAUCUCUGAAAACCUCACGCAGCAACAACGAUGUUGGAAGCUGCUCCACAUGCUCCAACACACCAGGAGGCACCCUGGCUAUAUGUGGCCCGACGCCGGUGGACCAGGCCGGACCGCUGGUCAAGAAAAGCUCCUGGUCAAGCACGUUGACGGUGAGCAGGGCCCGAGAGGUGUACCAGAAGGCCACGGUCAAUAUCGAUAAAGCCCUACUGAAAGCACAGACCUACCAGCAGGGACGAACCUGCCAGUUUUUACAGGUUCCUCAGGAUGAGUGGAGCGGCUUGUCAUCCGUGGGUCAGGAUGAUGAGAUCCCGUGCAGACGCAUGCGGAGCGGCAGCUAUAUAAAGGCGAUGGCAGACGAAGAGAGCGGAGACUCGGACUGCAGCCCUAAACCGUCGCCUAAAGUCCAGGCCCGAAGAGCAAGCUACCUGAAAGCCACCCAGCCCUCCCUCACCGAGAUGACCACGCUCAAGAUCAGUACGGAGUCGCACUCCCCCAAGCUUCAGAUCCGGAGUCACAGCUACUUGCGAGCGGUGAGUGAGGUUUCAAUCAACCGCAGUUUGGACAGUCUGGACCCGGCCGGCCUGCUGGCCUCGCCUAAAUUUCGCUCCCGAAAUGAGAGCUACAUGAGGGCCAUGAGCACCAUCAGUCAGGUAAGCGAGGUGGAAGUGAACGGGCAGAUCGAGGCCGUGUGUGAGAGUGUGUUCAGUGAGAUGGAGUCUCAGGCCAUGGACGCUCUUGACCUGCCGUUGUCCGGAUGCUUCCGUAUGAGGAGCCACAGUUACGUGAGGGCCAUCGAGAAGGGCUGUUCGCAAGAGGAGGAAGAGGAGAGGGCGUCACGUCAGGCCACCUCACCACCCCAAACCGCAACCACUGUCAGAACCAUCCAGAGCAGCACAGUAUCAUCAUGUAUAACCACCUACAAGAAAACCCCGCCUCCAGUCCCUCCCAGGUCAACACCCACCAGGCCGUACAUCUCUAUAACAGCUCAGAGUAGCACAGAAUCAGCACAGGAUGCCUACAAUGAGCUGACCUGUUCCAGCCCUGCUAACCGGGCCUUAGUGGCGGCCCAGUCUGGCCUCAGUAACUCCACAGAGAGCAUUGAUAGCAUGAAGGCCCUGACGGCAGCCAUUGAGGCAGCGAACGCUCAAGUCCACGGCCCGGCCAGCCAACACGUGACCAACAGCACCAUAACCAUCACCACAGCCACCGCCACCACUAGCGUUACACACAUCUCACAGGACGCUAAGAGAGACGCCCUCAGGAAGUGCCUGUCUAUAGGAAUACAGGUGGACGGCCCCGAGGAAGAUACCCAAUCAGAAGUGCAUUGCAAGUUUCAGUCAGUCGGUAUUCAAGUAGAGGAGGAGAAAUGCCAUCGCAGAGUCACACGCUCCAACAGCGUAACAACUGCCGUUCAAGCUGAUCUUGACCUUCCGGAGGACAUCAGCGAUGAACAGUUCAUACAGACCCAACAAGGGCCCGUCAUCCGCCAGCCGUCUCGAGAUGCAGCCACCUCCACGGUCAGCAUCCAGGGCUCUGGGAACCACUACCACGCCUGUACCCAAGAUGACUACUCCGACGUUGACUUUGACCCCUCCAUCCUACCCCCACCGGACCCCUGGAUGGAUGGAGCGACGGAGGAAGAAUACGGGGGUGGAGUGACAGUGUCCGUGUGUCCGCAGGACGGACGCUGGUUUCUGAAGCUGCUGCAAGCAGAGGUGGAGAGGAUGGAGGGGUGGUGCCGACAAAUGGAGCAAGAAGAGCGACAGAACGAGUUACCGGAAGAGAUCCUAGGCAAGAUUCGUAGCGCGGUGGGCAGCGCUCAGCUGCUGAUGUCACAGAAAUUCCAGCAGUUCCGGGAGCUCUGUGAAGAAAACUUGAAUCCAAACUCCCACCCGCGGCCCGUGUCUCAGGAUCUGGCUGGAUUCUGGGAUAUGCUGCAGCUGUCUAUUGAGAACAUCAGUCUGAAGUUUGAUGAGCUACACCAGCUGAAAGCCAAUAACUGGAGACUUCUGGAUCCUCCUGAGAGAAAGGAGAAGCGCGUACCCCCUCCGGUGCCAAGGAAGCCGGGUAAGCGUCCCGUGCUGCUAGUGCGAGACCGAUCUCUGGAGGGCUCCCAGCGUCUGGAGGCACGCAAACGACUUCUAGCGGCUAAACGUGCCGCUGCCUCUCAACGCCAGAACUCUGCCACAGAAUGUGCUGAUAGUAUUGAGAUCUACAUCCCAGAAGCCCAGACAAGAUUAUAAACACACACACACACACACACACACACACACAAACAGGUGCUUUAAAGCCUAAGUAGACACCAACACACACAUACACACUCAUCAUCAAACUUAACACAACACAAAAGCACUGAAUGACAAAGACUAAGGCAGGGUAGCUGUAAUAUAAUCACUCUUCUUUUCUAGCGUAAAAGAGAGUCUCUUCACUGUGGGGUUACACUGUAUGUAUUUAGGAUUUCAUUUUACUCUCGUCCUGCCAUCCGCGAUGUAGCUCCCUCUCCCAAAGACUUUAAUAUUUCUAUUAGACACUAUUAUAUUUAAUUAUUAAAAAAACUAUAUAUUCAUGCCUAAAACACAACAUAUUGUACUAUUACUACCCAGAAAAUGCACAGUACGGAGUUAGUAUGCAAGUUAUUGAUCUGAUCUUGUCAUAACUUUGUGCUAAUUGUGUAAGAGCCAUAUGUCUGGUGUUCUCGCAGUGGACAGAAAUAUUUAAAGGGCAACAUACAAAUCAUCACGAUUUUCACACUGAUGUAGCUGUGAUUGUUGCUUGUGUGUGUGCGUGUCAGGUUUUCUGUAUGUACACUCUCUCUCACGUGUCAUCCUGCACCUUUGAGACUGGGCGAGGUUGUUCUGUUCUCUAUAUCAUGGAAUACAAUAUCAAAACCACAUCUUCCCUUCUUUCGUCUCUUCUUUUUCAACCUCCCACUCAAUUAUCAUCUCCUGUUCUCUUAAAUCGUGCUUUAUUCCUUCCUCAUGAGUUCUUUUUUACCCGCGCCUCAUUUCCUGUCCAGCUCCUGUGUCUUCAGCACUUUCACUCACCUGUUGGACUGACACAUUAAAGACUUCUGUCAGAUGUGACGCAUGCAGUACCGAUUCGACACGUUCACAUCACCGACGGUUAUGCCGUCAGGAAAACGCCGCUCUUCACAGCUGUGAUUCAUUAGCCAUUCAUAAAUUAGCAAUGUCACGUUAUGAAUCAUUACGUAUUGGUGGUCAGGGAUUCAGUUCGGCGUUAAGACCCCGUUCACACUGACAGUGACUUCUAGCAGCAGGAGUUACACUUUUUGAGAGAAACGUUUUGUUUUACUUCUAGCAGCAAAAGUUGCACCGACCUUUCCAGAGAAAGGUUUUCUAGAGAAAAGUUUACUUUAUGCAAAUGAGCAGUGACAAUGUAGCAACAACGCUAUGCUACCAGUAGGGGUGAAAAUAGCGAUCGCUCUUCUAAAAUCACAGUGGCCAAGUGAUGUCUGGAGGAGAUGUUUGCAUAUUUGGUUCGGUUUCACAGACACAGCUUAGCUUAAGCCAGGACUAUGCCUUAGUUAAAUAAAGAUAUGAUGUCGCUUUUAUAAAAAUGCCUUAGAAGAAUACAUUAGCCUACUGGUGUACAUCUUGAGACAAAACAAUGGCACUGAUGUAUUUUAAGAUAUUUCUGGGCAAGUUAUAUUCAGUUAAGACAGGUCACACAUUCAUUUUAGUCUGGGACUAGCCUUAGGCCUUGUCUGUGAAACCGGGCCUAAGAGUAUGAUAAUGUACAAAAUAAUGUUACUGAGGGCAAUUUCAAUGUUCUAUAUGGUUUGUCUCUGCCCACAUAUUGUAUUAAAUAAUUAUUGCAUGAAAAAUCAUGUCGGACAUAAUAAUUGAUAAUCAUUGUUUGUAGUUUAUAUACAUUUUCAACUGCAAAAUCCCAGGUAAAAAGUGCACAAAGGAUAUUUUAUUUAUGUAGAUUUCCAUAAUGUACUUAAAGUGCUCUAUUGUCACACAUUACUUUUGCACUCAAUAUACUAAAAAUAUAGUUUUUUGAACUUUCAAAAUGAACUUUUUCAUUCAUGGUGUCUAAAAAUAGCACAGCUGAGUACACUUCAGUUUAUCCUAAGAAACUAAUUUUUGGAAUAUUAAGUUAAAAAGUGCAUGAAAAUAGAGCAUGUAAGUACACUUAAGUGUAUUAUUGUGCACUUCUUACCUGGGAUGUUUAGCUUAUACAGCGAGAAAACUUGACAUUUAAUAGAAUGACUUAAAGGUGCUUUAUGUAAUUUUUCUGAGGAUCUAUUGACAGAAAUGCAAUUUAAUAUACCUAACUAUGUCUUCAGAGGUGUAUAAAGACCUUACAUAAUGAAGCAUUAUGCAUUUAUUACCUUAGAAUGAGUUAUUUCUAUCUCCAUACACCACGGGUCCCCUUACAUGGAAUUCACCAUGUUGUUUCUACAGUAGCCCUAAACGGACAAACUGCUCUACAGAGCGCGUUUCCUAAAUACGUUAUCUCGUUCAGCAAAGAAGCGAAAACGACAUUUUUGUCCUGUGAGAGCCGCAGUAGUGCUCUGAAAGGGAUUGGUGGAGUGAGCCGUUGGUUGCAAUUCGCAACCUCACCACUAGAUAAAAUCUCCACAUUAGUCCUUUGACAUUAUUUUUCAGUAAUACCUCACAUUUCUGCUUGUGAUCAGUUUUUUUUAAGUUAAGGCCAGUUGCACAGCUCACCAAUGUUAAUGUUAGGCUCCCAGCAACAAGACAGGGGUAGGCAGGGUUUUACACUGUGUUCUAACCAGACGUGACACAGAUGAAUUGACAAGCAGUAGGAUCUGUUCUAGGUAAAUCUGAGUUUUUGUACAAACCAACUGUGACAGAAUAGGACUUUUUGUCGAUCACUUGUUGUCGUUUUUCCUGUGGUGCUGUGUAGCUGUGAAUCUCAUUCCAAAUGCCUUCUGAUUGGCUAGAAUGACAUCACAGUCAUUUCACACAUAGUGUGGACAGAUAAAUCACUUGUCGCUGAAAACUUGUUGCAUCAAGUCUGGUUGGGAGACACAGUUAUGUUAUGUUGCUUUUUUUUUUUUUUGAAGUAUUAAAGUAUUUUGUAAAUAUUUAAAAGAGAAUUUAAGAUUUAAAGAUUAAAGAGUUUCUAUUUGCUGAUACUCACUACAUUUGUCCAUACUGUAUGUAGGCUAUGUUUGUUUGUUUGUUUGAAUUGAUAUAAAGAGAAAUGCCAGUAUUUUGUAAUGCAUAUGGUUAGAAGGGUUGUAGAGAUAUUCAAGACCUGACAAAACAAAGCCAGACUUGGAGACUUCCAUCUGCUUCUUCACCAUGCCAUUGCUUUUCAUUUCAUUCAUUUUUCUCAUCAUAAUAAAUGUAAACAGACAUAGUUUAAAAUUCCAGAGAUAUUUAUUUAUUCAUAUUGUAUUUAAGAUCAUGAGCUUUAGCAGGAUAGCAUCUUUGUUCUUGGCCAUGUCAGUCAAAUGUGUGUGUACGCGUGUGUAUGUAUUUCCAUAUCUAAUUGCAUGUACCCAAGUGCUUCCUAAUAUUUCUAAAUCUCUUUUUUGUUUCAACAGAAAUGUAGCACAGAUUCUUUCAAAUAUAGAUGAACGUAUUUCCUUUCAUCAUUUUUAUUUAUUAGAUGAAUAUUACUGCAGCCCUGCGGAGAUGGUGCAGGUAGACACAUGUAUCAAAGCAGAGCACAUACCAUCAGUUUCAUUCGUUUUUCUAUUUGAAUGUCCGUGUCACACUAUCGUGCUGCUCUCGUGUUAUUGAUUUGUAAACAAAGCUGCAUCAUUGUUGCACUCCAGUCGUCGAUGGCACUAACAAGUUACUCAAUACUUGUUAGUGGAGACCUAACCGCGCUGUCUCAUCUUUUUCAAUAACUGAUAAUACGUAUUUGCACUUGUUAAAUAUGUUAAAUAAACAGAUCUAUUUCUCUCACUGUGGAUAGACACAUGACUUUAAAUAUAUGAAUAUAUAAUACCCAGCAGCCAAUGUGCAGCCACUAUCUAUUUUCAUAUACAGAUGUGUUUCAUUGGCUUUAGUUUAAUCCUUGUUGGUAUAUUUGUAUUAUUAACCAAACUCUUAGUUCCAGUUAUUAUGCACUAGAGAGCCCUUACUGUGGUUAAUGUUUGUUUUUAUAUAUUAUUGACGUUUAAACGCUCGGCCUUAAUUUAUGAAUAUAUGAUAGUCAUGCACAACGUAGCCUCAGGGGAGACUAUAUAACGUGUGUAUGAAUGUGUGUUUGUGGAUGAAGAGACGAAGCAUCCAAUUCUGACAAAAUACUCAUGCAUAUUGAGAUUUAUUUUUACUGUAUCACUUUUUUGAGCACAUUUACAGUCCAAAAUUAACAUCAGAAUAACUCCUUUGGAUUUCUUUACAGUUACAGUUUUAACAUUAAGAAAGUGACCCCCUGAAAAAUGACCCAAACAUUUUUUGAUAUUGAAUGUGGACAAUCAAAGACUAACAAGAAAUAAUGUCCAUGAUUUUGUAUAAUAAUGGGAAUAAAAUUACACUGGAUAUAUAUGGAUAAAUAGGAAUUUUAGUCUAUGAAUUAUUAAUUGGUUGUAUUCAUUGGAAAUAUAUAUUUUCCCCUCUGUCCUUUUUUAGUAUUUAAAUAUUUAUUCGACAUUACAGAGAUAUUUUAUGAGAUUACUAAACUUUUUUGCUAAAACUCAUCACAAACUUGCCAUUUUCUUGAUUGUUGUCAUUCACUGCUGUAAAAAUAUUGAUUUAUAUUUGGCAAAACAAUAAUUCCUGACGUUUUCGGGUUCUAGCUCCUAAAACGGAAGUAAAUAAGAUUUUUGCCAAACUAUGGACUGAGCACCCACCCACAGAGAAUUUGGGGCAAUGAAGGCAGGUUACUAUGUAUUUACUGUUCUUGUAAAAGCAUAAACUUUCUCAAAAUGACUGUGUGUGUAAAUACAUGAAUGUUCUUCAUUGUAAAUGUAACCUACAUAUAAUGAUAUAUUACUACUUACAUUUUGUAUUUAUUGUAACAACACUGUUGAUGUUAUGGCACGUGUAUGACAUUUUGAUCAUUAAAAAGUUACGGACACUCCGAGCCACUGUUUACUUUAUUUUUAGAUGAAUGUAUGCGUUUAUUCUAUACA